Messenger RNA from Neocloeon triangulifer, 1435 nucleotides. RefSeq names its product N-alpha-acetyltransferase 30-like. The record is from RefSeq and is a predicted model, not a curated record. NCBI's taxonomy places the organism in Eukaryota, Metazoa, Arthropoda, Insecta, Ephemeroptera, Baetidae. Gene Ontology annotation, biological process: N-terminal peptidyl-methionine acetylation. Gene Ontology annotation, cellular component: NatC complex. Bases 199 to 996 code for a protein of 265 amino acids. The transcript is spliced from 4 exons. Gene Ontology annotation, molecular function: protein-N-terminal amino-acid acetyltransferase activity.
UCUCUGCUCGUUUGUCCGACCAAUAUGGUGGUCAUCGCUGAAGUUCUGUAAGACUUCUGUUAUUUUUCAUGAGUCGCCCAAGCUUUUGGGGGCGAGCGAUGACAAGAGCGUCCUGAAAAUGAGCGCUCCGAUGCCCUCGAGUGUCCAGCAGCGCCGCACGAUUCAAUUCUUCCACCGUUAGACCCGUCAAAGGCGCCGAUGGACACGCAGAGGCCCGCUCAGCACGGGCCCUGUCCCGAGUCUUCGCAUGGCUCAGGGCGCUGCCCUGGUGGCCCAGACACAGUUAAGGAACAGCAGAUGGACAAAAGCAUUUCUACACAACUCAAGGACAGACUGAGUCUGAAGGGUGCGGUUAACGGGGUGGUGAUUAACGGGGUGGACAGCACACCACACUGCUGUCCGGACGUCCAGCCUUGCUCUAGUCAAAGUGCAGACUGUGUGAGUGAACCUGUCCCAUGCCAUAGUGAGGAGUCGAGUGGAUACAGUUCAAGCCACGAGGAGAGUCGCCAAAAGUCUGCAAAGGAGGAAAACCCAGCAUCAGACAUACGUUAUGUCUCUUAUGAGUCCGAGCUGCAGAUGCCGGACAUCAUGCGCCUCAUACAGAAAGAUCUGUCCGAGCCCUACUCUAUAUACACCUACCGAUACUUCAUUCAUAACUGGCCGAAAUUGUGCUUCUUGGCAAUGUGUGGCGAAGAGUGUGUUGGAGCCAUUGUCUGCAAGUUAGAUUUACAUCGAAAAGUCUUGAAGAGGGGCUACAUUGCCAUGCUGGCCGUAGAUGAGAAGCACAGAAAAAAGCGGAUAGGCUCUAACCUAGUUCUGAUGGCAAUUCGGGCAAUGAUUGCAGAUGACGCUGAUGAGGUGGUCCUUGAAACUGAAAUCACCAACAAACCAGCACUUCGACUGUAUGAAAACCUGGGGUUCGUUCGGGAUAAACGCCUCUUUCGAUACUACUUGAAUGGCGUGGACGCUCUCAGGCUUAAACUGUGGCUACGCUGAAGAAACAAAAAAAUAUGAACUCUUGCUAUUUAUGUAGAGUAACCCUGUCUAACUGCAAAUCAAAUUAAUUAUUGAACGAGUGGAUCGGAACGUGUUGGCCACGGUGUGUCGAAGAGCGGCCGAACAGACUGUCGGGUGUUGUUUCUGGUUCAGCUGUUGAAUGUGAGAUUUGCUGUCAUCAUUUAUUUCUGUCGCCACAUUAUCUUCACUUCAGGCAACUAACCUGCUUUUUAAAGUGACAACGCCUUUUUGUAUAGGACCAGGAGACAGAUUAAGUGUUAAUUAAGUUAACUUGCUGUUGAAAAAAAUGACACUCGUCCUGGAAACCCUGCCCUCUUGUUUUGCGUUCUUCUGUGUUUGUUAAAACCAAUGCAACCGUGACUAGAAUAUUAUAAUUUCAUUUAAUAAAAAUUAGUAAUCGAAAUUGUUUGCAAACAAA